Molecule: messenger RNA, 1023 nt
Organism: Miscanthus lutarioriparius
Lineage: Eukaryota; Viridiplantae; Streptophyta; Magnoliopsida; Poales; Poaceae
Source: the annotation of a GenBank genome assembly
AUGGGCGGCGCGGCGGCGGGUACCAAGUGGAUCCACCACAUCCAGCGCCUCACCACAUCCAGCGCCUCAUCGCAGGCGGUGGAACGGGGCCAGAGCCGCGUCAUCGACGCCUCCCUCACCCUCAUCCGCGAGCGCGCAAAGCUCAAGGCAGAGUUGCUGCGUGCUCUGGGUGGCGUGAAAGCUUCAGCGUCGCUCUUAGGAGUCCCUCUUGGUCACAACUCGUCCUUUUUGCAAGGCCCUGCAUUUGCUCCUCCACGCAUAAGGGAGGCCAUUUGGUGUGGAAGCACAAAUUCUAGCACAGAGGAAGGCAAAGAAUUGAAUGAUCCUCGGGUGCUAACUGAUGUUGGAGAUGUCCCCAUUCAAGAGAUCCGUGACUGUGGCGUCAAAGAUGACAGAUUGAUGCAUGUAAUUAGUGAGUCUGUCAAAACAGUGAUGGAGGAGGAGCCUCUUCGACCGUUGGUGUUAGGAGGCGAUCACUCGAUUUCUUAUCCAGUGGUUAGAGCUGUGUCCGAAAAGCUUGGAGGACCUGUUGACAUACUUCAUCUUGAUGCACAUCCAGAUAUCUAUGAUUGUUUUGAAGGGAACACUUAUUCACAUGCCUCUUCAUUUGCCAGAAUAAUGGAAGGUGGUUAUGCCAGGAGACUGCUACAGGUUGGAUUGAGAUCAAUUACCAAAGAAGGACGUGAGCAAGGGAAGAGAUUUGGUGUGGAACAGUAUGAGAUGCGAACCUUCUCAAAGGACCGAGAGAAGCUUGAGAAUCUGAAACUUGGGGAAGGUGUAAAGGGAGUGUAUGUCUCAGUUGAUGUGGACUGCCUUGACCCAGCAUUUGCUCCCGGUGUCUCUCACAUUGAACCAGGAGGUCUCUCGUUCCGUGAUGUGCUCAACAUCCUCCAGAAUUUGCAGGGUGAUGUUGUCGCUGCUGAUGUGGUGGAGUUCAACCCACAGCGCGACACGGUGGAUGGGAUGACAGCCAUGGUCGCCGCGAAACUGGUCCGGGAGCUCACUGCUAAGAUCUCCAAGUGA